This is a messenger RNA of Puccinia graminis f. sp. tritici CRL 75-36-700-3, 921 nucleotides long. RefSeq lists its product as uncharacterized. Lineage: Eukaryota; Fungi; Basidiomycota; Pucciniomycetes; Pucciniales; Pucciniaceae. Bases 1 to 921 code for a protein of 306 amino acids. The record is from RefSeq and is a predicted model, not a curated record. The transcript has 6 exons.
AUGUCUUCUCGCUACUCCACCCCGGACUACACACUUGACGACAUGCGCUCCGAGCCUCUGAUCGGAUAUGACUAUGUCCAGAAUGGGAUUCGCUACUAUCCCGAUCGCGAUCAAUGGAGUCCCGCUUGGGAGCCAGAACCCUCUCAAGCUUCUCAACCAUCUCCAAAUGACAUGGUUGUGGAUCCACCAGUCAUUGAAGAGGCCAAACCAAUUACCAGAACCGCUAGUGGUUCCAAUGGGAAGGCGCCGAUUGACCCCGUGCUGUCUAACAAUCUUUUUCGAUCGACUAGUACUGGCCCCAUGGAGAAGAUCGUUAUUCCAAAAGGGAUGGAAAUCGUGGAAACCCCAGGCUACUACUACCCCCUCAAGUCGAAAUGGCAUUUCGUUUACGAUCCUCAAGAACGUUAUGACCUCUCCUCAAUCCCCACCGCAGUCCCCAGAAUAAGUAUUUAUAACGACCCUCAUCCAUUCGUUUGUGUCGCGUGGAAUGAGAACGACCCGGAGCUUCCCCCCGGACUCCCGGUCCCUUUCUUAAAGACCACGGCUCCGAUCGACCUCUCUUCGAAUUCUAGUUCUCCGGCUCCGUCUUCGCAAUCUAGCUCAGCGCCUUCAACCUCGUCCGACGCUUCGUCCACUGCUUCAUCUGCCUAUCCCCCAAUCUCGGCUUAUAUCGGUUUGAACCAUCAGGGGGUUCAAAGACUCCUUCUCGACGACCACAACCCGCCAUCCGCCGUGUGUAUCUAUACUGAAGAAGAUGUUAUGCGCAUCUUUGAAGGUAUCGCUCCCGACUACGUUCAUAUGUGCUCGGAGUAUCCGCCAUCGUCUUUAGCCGAAUCCGAUCGUCGAGUGAUGUUCUUUGAGAACAUGCAAUGGCAUUUCAGAAAUAAAAGAUCUACUUAUUUAAGUACCAGAGAGUUUUAG